ACGCGGUCUAUCAACAGAAAAACCGCAAUUCAGACGGUGAAAAAAAGAGGAAGUGACAAGUUGUGCAGUGUAUCGGAAGCUCACGAUGAAACUCAUUCUGUUGGAGAUGCAGUGGUCGAUGAGGAAGUUCUCACAGUUGUUCGAGUUCUCAGUGUCGUCGGAUCGCGUGCACGCUUCGAUGGUUAUUCAAACGGUUUGAAGGAUUUCGAUAACGAGUGCACUCGCAAAGUGUUUACAAAAUUGUAAACGUGAAAGUGUCCUUAAGGAAUAAUGUUGCAAGUGCGUUCAGGCUGCAGAUAGAGUGUUCCGAAGGAUUAUCAAAGGUGUGCAAAGAGUGCACGAUAAGUGUCACCGCGCAUGGUGUACCAAAGGAAAUAAAGAACGCACAGGCGGUGUUUGGAUUGUUGAUGCAGUCUUUAUAGCGCGUCCUGAAAACAUCGGCGUUGGAAAGAAAUGGGAAACCAUCCAUCCGCCCACCAACCGCUCGAAAGAGCUACCAGCCAUGCUGGAAAUGGUCUUCGCCUCUCGCGUGAGAGGUCACCGGGAAAGAGAAUGGAUCGGCUGCGACGAAGCUUUCGCGAUAGCUUCCGGCGGCGGAAAGAUCCUCACGUACCGGAAUCCAGUAAACCCCAUCAAUGGCAGGCGGAUGAAACUGCUGUUCGUUCGGCGACAUGCGCUUUCCAUGUUAAGUACCUGGGAUGUGUCGAGGUGUUCGAGUCAAGGGGCAUGCAAGUAUGCGAGGAAGCCCUGAAAGUACUUAGAAAUUCAAGACGUCGACCUGUACGAGCAGUGCUACAUGUAUCAGGCGACGGCUUGCGGGUUGUUGAAGAUGAAACUAAGGGACUAAUCGUCGAUCAAACGAUAGAGAAGGUUUCCUUUUGUGCACCGGACCGAAAUCAUGAGAAGGGAUUUAGUUACAUUUGCAGGGAUGGAACGACUAGGAGGUGGAUGUGUCAUGGAUUCUUAGCAUUGAAGGAAUCGGGAGAACGAUUGAGUCAUGCAGUAGGCUGUGCUUUCGCCGCGUGUCUGGAGAGAAAACAGCGGAGGGACAAAGAAUGCGGUGUCACGAUGACGUUCGAUUCAAAAACUUCGACGUUCACGAGGAGCGGUAGCUUUAGACAACCGAGUCUUACGGAACGAUUGCAGGAUUCACGCGAACGUGCUGUAGAUGUACCUCCGGUAAAGCAGGUUUACAACCCAUUUGCGAUCGAAAGACCACACGCCACCUUGUCGAUGCUCGAACGACAAGGUUCCUUCCGUGGUUUCACGCAAUUGAAUCAAGCAUCUCCAUUUAAGAGGCAACUUAGUUUACGAAUCAAUGAUCUCCCUAGUAACCUUGAACGAGCUCGUAGCCACAGUCUCGAACCAACUGAUUUAUCAAGAAUGCCAUCCAGUAUGUCUCAAGUUGUACCUUCGAAACCGUCAGUAAGUCCAAUACCGGAAAUAUCGCCUGGAGGUCAGGAUAGUGUUUCAGCUAUGUGUCAGCAGCUUUCGCGAGGGCUUUCCCUUCUUUCGAGUAGCGAUGAUUUUGGCCCAGUGCCUAGUCGUGGUAGUGCAAGCUCUGUAGCUAAACAGCUCUUCACAGGCUCUACCAGUGACACUCCACCAGUAACGAUUAGCAGCUCGCUGGAUGAGUUGAAGCUACAAAAUGGUCCCAGUUUCAACAACAACAACAACAACCAUAACAACAACAAUAAUAACAAUGAUAAAAACGAUGAUCUCAAUAAUUUAAACGAUGGAUCUAGCUGGCAAGAAUCCCCGUCGUCUUCGAGUCGUAAACUCACGCCGACUAGAAACAAAGCUGCUAAUCACAGCCCCGUACCUCCAAGAACAAGUGCACCCACCCCGGUUAUGAUGAACGUCUCAGCAGCUGCUAACACUGUUGGUGUAUUUGGUACACCACCAUUAGCCAAUUCAGCCUUUAGCUCAGUAUCGACGUCCUCUUUAGGAAGUACAUCCACACCUGCUGCGAAUACAUCGAUACUGGUCAAUUCUGGAAUUACUUCGGUAACACCAGUGACCAGUACCACGUCCAUUUUACCGGCCCUACCUAGUAGUGUGACUCCUGAUGUUAGCCAAAUCAAUCAAAUUGCGGUUUCGAAUACUAUUCCUACGCCGGCGGUUCAGCCAGUUGCAAUGACAAUGCCAUUGCCGAAGCCAGAGCAAUGGCUGGGUAGUAUAACCAGCUCGGUACCAUCUUCAGUGCAAUCUUCUUCGCAAGGACAAACAAGUCCUCGACGAGCACCAUCGCUUCAUGCAAGAGCUCUGUCUUUGGGAUCUGCCGCGAUGGGACCAAUCACCAGGAGUGGCACAUCAGAUCCGUUCGAUGCUGAAUGGGCAGAAAUUGCAGCGAAAAAUCUGCAACAGUCCAACGCAACGAAUCCCUUCGUUAUGCCAAACGCAACGCAAGCGUUUCAAGUGCAGUUGUAGCAUCAGGAGUUUGUUAACAACGUUGUCAAGUUCUUUCGCUCGAGCACGUAAUGAGAACUGCACGGUCCAGUCAAAAUGCUAUACAUUAAUUGUAUAGUCUUUGUUGCAUAGUAAUUAUGUUCGUCGAAUGUAAUCUCAAUGAAAAAGAGGCCAUUUUGAAGAAAUGUUCAAUACUGAUGAUGAUGCGACGGUGAGCGUGCACAAAACGCGUAUUCCUAAUGUCGUUUAGGGUAGAUGACGCACACAGCCUCGAUAAUUUCAAGAUUAAAUAUACAGGAACGAAUGAAAACGAUGGGAUCCUAUGUUGAUCGUUAGGAACGAAAUGAUUAGAUUCGAAAAUUCAUCGGUUAAUCAAAUAUACACAAUGUUCUAGGUAUCAAUGCACUUAUUCGCGGAGCAAACUAGACGUUGUUGAUAACGCUUGACCCUCUCAGAAGUUAAGCUGAUCAAUUUCAUUUUCUAUGAAUUUAGCGUGAACAAUGUUUUUAAAUGUAUUUAUUUGUAUGCGUUUACAAUUUGUAAUAUACAACUUAUAGUUGAAAUAAUUUACUGUAUAAUACUUGUUCGUUCGUAUGUUUCAAACUAAAGUAAGUUAAUCAAUUAUCGUUUAAGUUAAUCAGUUUGACUUCUAAGAGGCUCACUUAAAUGUCUAUUACGAUGUACUUAACGAAGUAUACAAAUAAUAUUGAGUAGUAUAGGUUAGAAAAGAUUAAUAUCAUUCCUGCACGAAGAAGCCAAAAUUAUCACGCACCCAAGGUUAUUCAGCCGUCUAUAAUAUGUCGCCGAGCAAGAACAAAUAUAAAAAAGCAAAAAAACCUGUGUCGGAAUAUGAAAUAAGUAGUUUAGUCUAGUUGCAAUUAACCACGUAACUUUACGUGGCGCGAAAUGUUAUUUUUUAUUUAAACGAUUGAUAAGUGGAAAAAUUCUGUCUAUCUCGAAGAAUUCAAAAUUGACGAGUUCUUGUAGGUAUGAGAAUUAGGAAAAGAAAAACAAAAUCGUAAAAAUGACUGAAACAUUGGAUGAUGGACGCGUGAAGGUGGCCAGUACUUAAAUUGAACGACUGUUCCGAAUUUGCUUAUUUAGAAAAACAAUGGAAGCGUUUAUGAGCUUGGGUAGCACAAACUAUAUCAUUCGUUAAUCAGCAGGAUAAUUAUACGUGAAUAUGUUACACAAAAGAAAUGAUGGCGCCAACGAGCGCACUCUCCCACACACGCACAUGGUACUUAAGCAAAAAAUGUUGAACUUUUUAGAGUCAAAUAUGUAUUACGCUAUUGUCUAGUAUUAAUGCAUUGUCUAGUAUUGUACAUGCAAGCAAGUCAAGCGUUUAUCGUGAACCGCUCUGUGAGGGUACGACAGCGCGUAAAAGCAUUGAUGGUCCACGUUCGUGUAGGGCACGCAUGAGGUGCUUUCGCAUUAAAUGAAAAAUGGAUAGAGUAAUAUUUAUGAUAGCCGUUUCACGAGGCAACACGGAAAUAACGUUUUAUGUAAAGUUAUAUGAUAUUGCCAAUUGUUAUAGCGUUAUGUCAGUUGUUGAAUGAUUGCGGAGAGACGAGAACAUUCUCCAUUUUUGACGUAACGAUAAAUAUGAGGAUUGAGGUUAUACAUAUCUUAAAGUUCGUUUCUUUUUGUUAUGUAUCUACGCUCUUGGUUAUUUCGAAAUGUAAUUAAUGACAGUCCGUUGCAACGCAUGAACCUCGUUUUGGAUAUUCUUUUCUUUUUUGAGAAAUCAUAAUUUUUAAAGGAAACAAACUUUUUACAUUAUUGAUGAUGUUUAUUCGAACGAAAUAUAGAUUAUUUACACUGUUUCUCUCAUUUCUUAAACGUGUAAAAAUGCGUUAGCGUAAAAAAAUUGAAAAGUGCCAUAAGACAUGUGAGGGGCAACGAUUAUUUUCAUUUUGGUGUUUUUUGUUUUACUUAAGAAUAAUUGAAUUCGAUGAUCUUAAUGAACGAUUGAGAUCGAUAACCGAUAUAGAUUUCUUCCUUAAAUAGGAUUAAAAAUAUUUUUGAGACAGAGCUCUAGAUAUAUUGUUAAAUUAACUGAUCAUCUUAUGUUUUAGAAAAUAAUUCUUUUAUGAAGAUAUUGGAAAAUGAAGCUGAUAGUUGGGAGUACUUAAUUAUUUAAUGUACUGAACUUGACAAAAAUUAUACAUGUAUUAAGAUAUAUGUAAGGCAGGGUGUUCCUAAAGUAAGUAGCAAGUCGAAACAUGCAAAUUUUUCAUGUUGAAAGAAAUUAAAAAAUACUUUACGCGUUUACGCAUUUUACACUAUCAACACUAAACAUUCUAAUACGUCAAGAAGAUUUGUAUUUCUUCUUUCAUUGUGAUAAUAGAUACAUAUUUAAAUUACCUACUUGGUUCAUUAUUAUGCGUGUACGAUUUGACAUACAUUUCAAUUACAUUAUUACAAUAACUGUAAUACUUCAUACAAUUUCACUUGAAUUAUAAUAUUUUAAAUGAACCUAAAUAUUUACACACAAUUACAGACACUGAGUGAAUAUGUAUGGUUCCUGCUCUGAUAAAACUUUUGUGACCAACAUGCAAUCUUCCAUAAUGUUGAGAAAAAUACAAAAUUAAGGUAAAUAGUAACUUGUACAGCAUAUUAAAAGACAUGAAAAGAAACACGAGCGAGAUGUGUACUGAACAAGCAAAUGCAACUAGAAAAUGAUACAAAAUGAAAGAAUUGGAGAAGAGCAAAUUAGCUAGAGUGUCACUGAAAAAUAUAGCAAUGUUGGUAGGAAGAAUCUGUGAUGGUAGAUAAACUGUCAAAUUUAUUUACUGUUCAUAACACUUAAUCGACGAGAAUUAACAUAUUGUUAAUUUACUUAUGGCAAAAAAAAUAUUUCCUUAAUCAUUCAGUUAAACGCAUACAUACAAGUUGUGUAUGCUACACAGAGAGAAUUGUAAAUCUUAACAAUAGAUUCUAUUUUUGUCUAAAAUCAUAGUUUUAUGUGUCCCACCGGUUAAGUGUUAAUGUUAAUAAUACUGGAGCAAGUACUGUAAUUUAAUCUGUUAACUGAGUCAUUUUUUCAACCAGAAGGAAGCUGCUUCUUGCAUAUGUAAUAAAAAGUGAAUAAAGAAAAAGUAAUUUAUUUUGUA
Molecule: messenger RNA, 5525 nt
Organism: Megachile rotundata (alfalfa leafcutting bee)
Lineage: Eukaryota; Metazoa; Arthropoda; Insecta; Hymenoptera; Megachilidae
Gene: numb
Product: NUMB endocytic adaptor protein
Cellular component (GO): cytoplasm
Source: RefSeq, a predicted model, not a curated record